CAGACUCUAUAGUAACUCCACAGACAAUAUACAAUCAGAAAUGUUGUAUUUUUAAUGAAACGCAUAGGACAUUCAUAAUCAUUUAAUUGUAUCUCUCUUGUCAGGUAUGGCAAGAUUAACUGCUGCUGAAAAGCAGCGUCUUUAUAGACAGCGCAGAGAUGCAGACCCAGUUCGAAGAGCAGAGUACCUUCAAAAGAAACAGCAGACCUAUGUAAAAAAUAUUCAGUGCAAAAAAAGACUGAGAAUAGGAGAUCUCUCAGAGAGGGAAAGAGAACAGCAAGGAAGAACUGGAGAAUAUAUAAGGCAGAUUACAGGGCAAGAAAGCACAGAGAGUCACAACAGGGCACCUUGACUCCACCAGACACACCAUUAAGUUCAGAUAGUCCAAGGAGGAUACCCAACACAUCCAGGCAAAAAAUCCAUGGAAAAAAUAAAAUACACAGAGAGAGAAGGCAAUGCUACCGACAACUGAAAAAGCUGCAACAUAAACUUGAAAUGGAGGGAAAAAAAGCUGCAAAAUACAAAACAAAAUGUGCCCGUCUAAAGAAGAAAAUGCUGAAAAGGAAUCCUCAGAGCCCCACAACCAAAACAAUAAACAUUCUUAAGGGAAGCAAUGCCUCAUCACUGGUCAAAAAAACCCCUUAGGUUUCACUUCUCUCUUUUAAGUGAAAUAAAGUCUAGAUAUUCUGCAUCAAAAAAAGAGAGGGUCAAACAAAUUUAUGCGCGGCUGAUUUGUGGAAAAUUGAUCAAGAAGUAUAAAUUACAGGCUUUCUGCCAAAAACAGAUUGGCUUUUCAUAUAAAAGGUGGAAAACAUGUGGGAGAGAACUGGAUUUCAUUAGACAGAAGAAUAUAAUCUCUCAAGGUCUAAGAAGCACUGUCAAACAAUUCUUUUUGAGAGAUGAUGUGAGUAGGGUUGUCACUGGAAAGAAGAACACAGUCACUGUGAGAAAAAUAAAAAAGCAAAGAAGAAUUCUCUGUGACACAAUGGUCCAUCUCCACAAGAAGUUCACUGCAGAGCAUAAGCAUGUGUCUUACUCUUUUUUUUGUGCCCAGAGACCAUUUUGGGUUACACAGCCAAAAGAGGCUGACCGGGAUACUUGCCUCUGCAAAACCCAUGAGAACUUGCAGUAUAUGGCAGACAAGCUAUUUUCACUUGGCAUCCUUACUUCCAAAAAUCUGGAGGAAAUGGCUGAUGCCACUGUGUGCGAUAUGACAAAAAAAGAGUGUGCAUAUGGCCAGUGCAAGGAAUGCAAGAUGACUACAUGUUCACUCUUCAGAUCCCCUCAGAACAAAGAGAUAAAUCUGACUCAGUGGUCCCUUGAAAAGAUAAGUCAUGAGAAUGGUUGUGAUAGCUCCACUGUUACAAUCAAAAAGGAAAUUGCUAUAACAGAGGAUGAACUUGUGACUCAGUUUCAGGACAGAUUGUUUAACUUCCGUGGACACAUCUUCAACAUCAGAUGGCAGUAUUCCAUGUACAGGAAACUGCGUGAAAACCUUGGCCCAAAUGAAUGCCUCAUCCAUGUAGAAUUCAGUGAAAAUUACUCCUGCAAAUAUGCAAAAGAGAUACAGGCAGUUCAUUUUGGGGGUUCGCACAAACAAGCAACACUUCAUACGGGUGUGUUGUAUGUCCAGGCUGAGCCAGCACCAGUGCCCUUCUGCACUAUAUCACCAAGCAGAAGACAUGACCCUCCUAGCAUUUGGGCCCACUUGGAUCCUGUUCUUAAAAUGAUCCAAGAGAUCCAUCCAGAUGUGACCUGUCUGCAUUUUUUUAGUGAUGGCCCAGCCUCACAGUACAAGCAGAAAGCCAAUUUCCACCUUUUGUCCACUGUACCUUUCGAGAAAGGGUUUUCCACAACCACCUGGAACUUCUUCGAAGCCAGUCAUGGCAAGGGGGCACCAGAUGGGAUAGGCGGAACACUUAAAAGAACUGCAGACAACUUAGUUAGGCAAGGACAAGAUUUGCCCGAUGCAGAAUCCCUCUUUUACCAUUUGAAAAAUUCUGGAUCAGUUGUACGACUGUUUUAUGUUGGAGAAGAGGAUGUUGAUGUCUGGGUACAAAUGAUGGAAGUGCAACCACUGAGCACCAUAAAAGGAACGAUGAAAAUUCAUCAAGUGGUGAGCACUGAACCCGGCUUUCUAAAAUACAGAGACAUUAGUUGUUUCUGCCAGGCUGAACAGGGUGUGUAUGAUUGUCCAUGUUAUGCACUCCAAGAGGCAUCACUUAGCAUGAAAAAAAUGGAAAAUCCUGCAACAACUAAACAAUCGUCAUUUGAUGGUUCACUUCGUCCAGAGGUCAUAGAGAGUAAACACAGUGGACAGUGGUGUGUUCUUAAUUACGAUGAACAGCCAUAUCCAGGUAUCAUUCAGGAAGUGGAGAACCACAACAUCAAAAUCAAAUGUAUGCACAGGAAUGGCAUAAACAAAUUUUUUUGGCCAAGCCCCAGAGAUGACAUACAUUGGUACAGUGAUGAUCAGGUGAUUUGUUUCAUCCCAGUGCCUCUACCCGUCAACAAAAGGUCUGUUCAGAUCAACCAUGACAUUUGGGAGUACCUUCAAGAACACUAUGAAAUCUAAAACAAAAAAGGGGAUACCAACCAAAACAUCUGUAGGCACACUGCAUCAAAUAGGCCCAGCCCAUAAGCUAUUUUGAAUGUUUUGUAUUAAAUAAGUACAUGAUUUAUUAACUGAAGAUUUUCUGUUUUUUUUUUUUUUUUUUUUUUUUUUUUUUUUUUUUGUACUGUUUAGUGUUAAAUAAGUUUAUGGAUACAUGAUUUGUUAACUGAAGAUGUUCUGAAAUUUUUUAAUGUUUAGUGUUAAAUAAGUUUAUGGAUACAUGAUUUAUUAAUUGAAGAUGUUCUGAAAUUUUUUAAUGUUUAGUGUUAAAUAAGUUUAUGGAUACAUGAUUUAUUAAUUGAAGAUGUUCUGAAUUUUUUUAAAAUUUAGUGUUAAAUAAGUUUAUGGAUACAUGAUUUAUUAAUUGAAGAUGUUCUGAAUUUUUUUAAUAUUUAGUGUUAAAUAAGUUUAUGGAUACAUGAUUUAUUAAUUGAAGAUGUUCUGAAAUGUUUUAAUGUUUAGUGUUAAAUAAGUUUAUGGAUACAUGAUUUAUUCACUGAAGAGUUUCUGAUUUUUUUUAUUCUCGAUUAAAACAGAUCACAUAUUGCCUCACAAUCCAUUGUGCAGACCAUUUUUUGUUAAGUGAGAAACAGGUUGCAGGUUAUUUUACUUUUUUCUCUAAUUGUUCUUAUAUCAGAGUAAAUACUUUUUGUAAUCCUACUCAUGACUCAAUUUCACUAUUUUGCUCAAUAAACUUUUAAUUGUUAAACCUUUUAUGCAACAUGAAGUCUGUGGUGUUAUA
Molecule: messenger RNA, 3356 nt
Organism: Megalobrama amblycephala (Wuchang bream)
Lineage: Eukaryota; Metazoa; Chordata; Actinopteri; Cypriniformes; Xenocyprididae
Exons: 2
Coding region: 614-2575 (653 amino acids)
Source: RefSeq, a predicted model, not a curated record